AUGUCAACAUCCAAAAGGUUCGAGAAUAAAUUUUCAGAGAAACAUUUUAUAAUUUUUCUAGAUGUGGGAAUUUGCGCAGCACAGUUUGUUCGUUGGUUUUGGAAUUCUGAAUUAAACAAUUGUGAAACAUUUACAUAUAGUGGUUGUGGAGGAAAUGGAAAUAAUUUUGCCAGCCGUGAGGAAUGCUUAAAUAUUUGCCGUGAGGAAUUAACAACAGUAGACACUUCAAAUGAUGAAAAAAGUGCUUGUGAUGUUGAUAUAGAUCCAGGAAGUUGUGGUGGAAUUUUUAUGAGAUAUGGAUUUGAUAGAAGAACAGCUCAGUGUAGACAAUUUCAAUACGGUGGAUGUGAGGGAAAUGGCAACAAUUUUGCCUCAUUGCUCGAAUGUCGGAGUAAAUGCCUCGAUGAACCUGAAGAGCCUCUCAGCCCAAAUAUUUGUGAACAUCGAAUUGAUCCGGGUACCUGUUCUGGUACUUUUCACCGUUUUGGUUAUGAAACAUUAGCAAAUCGAUGUACAAGAUUUGUUUAUGGAGGAUGUGGUGGAAAUGGAAACAAUUUCGCUUCAAUUGAUGAUUGUCGUGCAGCUUGUGUUCGUCAUAUUUGCCCACCAGAACCUGAAUGUGACACAAGUGGACGUUGUCAACUUGUUAAAGAUUCAAAAGGAUGUUCGCUCUGUAGUUGUCCACCUCCAAGACAUUCGCCAAUAAUUCCUUCUGUUCCACCAUUGGCUCCUCCAGCAGUUGAACCACAUAAAAAUACUUGUCCGCAAUUGGAUGUUAAAUUGUGUCAGGAGCCGUGCAUCAUCUUUUUAAAUCGUCGUGGAUGCCGUGAAUGUGUUUGUCCAAUAAUUACUCCACCGACUAAUUCGUUUCAUGAAUCUCCUCCUGCUCCGGUUUCCAUUCAAGAAUCUCCAUCACCACCGGCAAUUCAAACUGUUUCAGUUCCACAGAUUAACAACCGACAGCAACAACGUCCUUUAGAAUUAUCUUCAGCUUCACCUCUUCCUCCUGCAUCAUUUUCUUCAUUUGUGCCUUCUUCAACGGUCUCUCCUCCAGCUCCACCAGCUAUACAGCCGCCAAGACCUGCAAUAAUCGGUGUUCCAUUUAAUAAAGCUUUGGAACCUUUACCUCCACCAACAACAACAACUGAAUUACCAUUAUCCUCUUCUCGUUCACAACCAGUGUUGUCAAAGAAAUUGCCUCAAACUCUUGCUGAAGCAGUUAUUUCUCAACCAGCUACACCAGAACCUUUGCCUUUUGGCCAUAAUGAAAUUUGUACACAACCAUUGGAUAUUGGUGCAUCUGCAUGUUCUCGUUUUGUUCAACGUUGGUAUUUUAGUUCAGAAAGUGGACAAUGUGAAUCUUUCAGCUACACUGGAUGUGCAGGAAAUCGAAAUCACUUUUUCUCGAAGAAGGAAUGUCAAAUAUAUUGUGCUCGAUUUUCAAGUAAAAAAAAUUUGUUAUUUUAUCAUAAUCACACACACUUGCACUCAUUUAAAUCACAAUAA
Messenger RNA from Meloidogyne enterolobii, 1506 nucleotides. NCBI's taxonomy places the organism in Eukaryota, Metazoa, Nematoda, Chromadorea, Rhabditida, Meloidogynidae. The record is from the annotation of a GenBank genome assembly.